AUGGUGAAGCAGCAGCUGAGCGCCUUCUUUGGCCCCCAUCGUCUAUACUUCGUAUGUGGUAAAGUUUACCAGGAUCUUUCAUAUGCCAACAGAGUGGUGCAUUGGUUUGUGCAGCACGAGCUGCCAGUCUUCCCGAUCACUCCCUCAGGCGGUGCGGUAGAUCUGACUACUGAUUCCACAACUCAAAACAGAACAAAGUUGCAGAAAUUGUCUGUUUUUAAAUCUAUCGUGGCAGGAUUGUCGCAAUAUCCUGCUCAGCAGGACAUUGAUGGCGCUAGCGUGUGUUUCGUGACCCCUCCUCCCAUCACACUGUCCAUUUUACAACAGUUGGAGAAAGAGCCUUUCACCGUGCAAAGCGUCUGGUUCCAACCAGGAUCUUGGGACAACAAAUGUGUCGAGUGGGCGCAACAGAGGCUUCAUAUCGAUGCAUCAAAAGUCAUCAACGACUGCGUUCUGGUAAAUGGUUUUUCUCAUUACACCAAAAGCGAGCUUCCGCUGAAUGAAAAAUAG
Lachancea sp. 'fantastica' is the source of this 510-nucleotide messenger RNA. NCBI's taxonomy places the organism in Eukaryota, Fungi, Ascomycota, Saccharomycetes, Saccharomycetales, Saccharomycetaceae. The record is from the annotation of a GenBank genome assembly.